AAAAUAAAACAACUGUUCGUUUUAGUUUUCAAAGGUUAUAAAUUUCAAUUACCAGUAUUAUUAUAAUUAAUAAUUGUAAUUAAUAAAUAUUUAUUGAAACUCAUUAUUUUUUAAAUUCUCCAGCCAAUUACACUUUUGCUUUAGUCAAUAAAAUUUUAUAAUUAAAAUAUAAACACAUGAAAAUGUCUGUCAUAAAAAGACCAACGACUGUACGUUUUGAAUGGGAAGCAAAAGACAUUUUCCAACCCAUGAAGUGGAUUUAUUCAGACCAAUUUUUCAUGGACGGCGUUAACGACGUGGCGUUUAAUCUCGGACUCCGUGCUAACAACACCGGUUACAUUGACGUCAGAGUAAUGAAGGGUAAUUUGGAGCUGGCAGAUGCUACAGUGGAGAUAACCAGCAAAGACGGUCCCUGGAAGCGGGAGAUAAAAGUAAACAAAUGGAAAAAUCUCUGCGUGAUAAAUGACUUUAUGAAGAAACCGGUAACUUACGAAGAAGUUUACAUCAACGGACACUACUCGUACGUUUACACAGUGAACAUUAUGUGUAAAAUUCUAUGGAACGGUUUCAUUGACAACGAGCGAAUAACCAGAAUGGACGACACCAAUUUAUUUGAAGACUUGAGGAAGUUCCACAAGUCCCAGCUCUUCAGCGACGUCACCCUGACCAUUGAGGGCCACGACCUGCCGGCUCACAAAAUAAUUCUAGCGGCUCACAGUCCCGUGUUUGCUAAAAUGCUGACUGCUGAUACCCGGGAGGUGAAGAACAGAAUCAUUGAGAUAACGAACAUCAAGGCUGAGUCUCUGGCUGACAUGCUGACGUUCUUUUACACCGGAAGGACAAAAGGAUCCGAGAAUGUGAACAAUGCGCUGCAGAUGCUCGAGGUUGCCAACAUUUACCAGGUCAACAAAUUGAAGUGCGUCUGCGAGGCGACUCUGCUGAAAUUAAUGACCGUCGACAAUGUCCUGCGUAUCGUUGACGCUGCUGAUGACUUCAAUGCCAUCAGGCUUCGCGAGGACGCUCUUACUUUUAUGGCCAACAACAAAGACAAGAUUGUUGAGCUCCCGAGUUUCAAAACUUUGUUCUUUAAAAAAGUUGAGCUCAUGUAUGAUUUUAUGUGCUCACAUGAAUCCAAACGGAUGAAACUUACUGUCGAAUAAUUUAUUAGACGAAUUGUGAGAUGUUUAAUUAUUCGUUUUUGUAUUUUGUCAAUUCAUGAUCCGGAAGGUAGCAGACAAUCAACAAUUUUCGAUUUUUUUUUUAAAUUUCAUUUAAAAAAAAUAAAUAAAAAAAUGCACAUGUAGAAAAUUUAAAAAUCUAAGUGCAAUUUUUUUGAAUAUUUUUUUUUAUGAUUUGUUGAUUUAAAAAAAAUCUAAAAAUUACUAGACGUCGGCUAACUUCAGCAUCAAUGUCAAUUCCAGGGCAGAUUCUCAGUUAGAUAUCAAAAUUAAUUGAUAUUCAAAUUAAAACUCAUUCUAACAUUUGAUUAUUAAUAUCUUUAAUAAUUAUAGUUAAUGUUCGAUGCGUUGAAAUUAAGUAAUUGGUUACUUAUAUUAUAACUUAUGCAUAAUUUUAAUCAUGUGAAUUUUUUGACAAUUCAUUAAUUUGUUUAAUUAUUUUUCUUUUUAUAAAUUAGAAUAAUUAAAAUUUAAAAACGAGAAAAAAAAUGAAUGGAAUAUUUUUGUAAAUUAAUUAGUGAUUUAAAAAACUGCGACUUUAAGUG
Molecule: messenger RNA, 1723 nt
Organism: Microplitis mediator
Lineage: Eukaryota; Metazoa; Arthropoda; Insecta; Hymenoptera; Braconidae
Exons: 2
Coding region: 177-1160 (327 amino acids)
Biological process (GO): regulation of proteolysis; proteasome-mediated ubiquitin-dependent protein catabolic process
Cellular component (GO): cytoplasm
Molecular function (GO): ubiquitin protein ligase binding
Source: RefSeq, a predicted model, not a curated record